This is a messenger RNA of Talaromyces proteolyticus, 1659 nucleotides long. Its product is annotated as putative ubiquitin fusion degradation protein Ufd1. NCBI's taxonomy places the organism in Eukaryota, Fungi, Ascomycota, Eurotiomycetes, Eurotiales, Trichocomaceae. The record is from RefSeq and is a predicted model, not a curated record. The transcript is spliced from 3 exons. Gene Ontology annotation, cellular component: VCP-NPL4-UFD1 AAA ATPase complex. Gene Ontology annotation, molecular function: polyubiquitin modification-dependent protein binding. Bases 234 to 1367 code for a protein of 377 amino acids.
GGAGUUCAGGCGGUCACUUGCGUCACCGACGGAUCGAAAGGCUGCAGGCGACAGCAAGACAGACCAACAUCCCACCUUCACCUCUCCUGAUCGUCCAGCAGUAUCCAGGCUAGGGCACAUACAAAUAAUUUUUUUCUUUGAUAUUAACAUCUCGCCAAAUCCACAAACCCAAACAGUGAUUCCUACACUCAGCAAGAACCCCUCCCCGCAUUGAACACGCACACCUCACCACAAUGUAUCGUCCUGGUGCUUGGGACGCAGACCCAAUGGACGGCAUCUUAGGGGGAGCCAUGCGCUACGGUGGCGCUCCCCGUCGAUUCGACGAGUACUAUCGGUGUUAUCCAGUUGUCAUGAUGCCAGGACCAGAGAGAGAGAAUGUGAAUCAUGGAGGAAAAGUCAUCAUGCCGCCGAGUGCUCUCGACAAGUUAACACGCCUGCACAUUACAUAUCCGAUGCUGUUUGAGCUACACAAUGGCGCCAAAGAAAAGAUGACACAUGCUGGCGUUCUGGAGUUUAUUGCCGAGGAAGGCAAAAUUUAUCUGCCAUUUUGGUUGAUGCAAACGCUGCUUCUUGAGCCCGGCGAUCUUAUCCAGGUCAAAUCAACUGAUCUUCCCCAAGGUCGAUUCAUCAAGCUCCAACCACAGUCAACAUCCUUUCUCGAUAUCAGUGAUCCAAAAGCAGUUCUGGAAAAUGCAUUUAGGAAUUUUUCAUGUCUUACAAAAGGGGAUGUCUUCACAUUUGCCUACAAUGAUCAGAUUUACGAGGUAGCAGUUCUCGACGCAAAACCAGAUGGCGAGAAAAAGGCAAUUUCAGUCUUAGAAACAGAUCUCGAAGUCGACUUUGCACCUCCUAUCGGAUAUGAGGAACCAUCACGGACAAGCGGCACAAGCACGCCACGCAGUGCUCUAGGUGCUCCGGCAGGUGGCUUAGUCCACUCGCAUGGAAGCAUGGCUCAGGCCAUCAACUACGCUGCUAUUGCUCCUGAGGCAACUGACGCUGCAAACGGCGCCAGGGCUGUGUCAUCCAACUUUAUCGCAGGUGGACAUCGCCUGAAUGCGAAAAAGAACAGCAAAGCACCAACCCCACAGGCUAGUACUCCGAUUGCAGGGAAGUCCACAAACCCUGAACAUCCGCCCCCACCACGAAGAACCAACGGACCACAACCACUACGGCUUGCGCCAAAUAAGCUCUUCUUUGGGUAUGCUUUAAAGCCAGUGCAGAAACGUGAUGAACAAGGUAAGGUCGUCGAAGAAGACAACAAACCGAAAUUUCAAGGACAGGGACAGACUCUUCGCCCUCGGAAAAAGGGACUUGGAGAUUCAGGGACUCCCACAUCUGGCAGUGACGUUGAAGGUCGCAAGAGAUGAGGGCAUAUGUCGGGGAUUGUUUUUGACCUCGACAAUUCAUUUGCAUUGUCUAAUGUGAAUAUGUGUUUCUACAUGACAGGUGAUCUGGCGUCCAGGUGUCUAAAAUUUCGCGGGAGCAUUUCAUAGAUUGACCAUUUGUUCCCUUUUCAAUGGAAUUCUCGGUUGGGAGAGGACUCGCAAUACUAUAAUGUCAAUAUCAACAGAUGGGACUAGUCUUUAAACUAAUUUAUUACUACCAUUUAUAUUGGAGCUCUCGAAACGGAUAGAAAGAAUGUAUCUACAUAUUCUUAUU